UUUCCCUUCCUCUUUGUUGCAUUCAUUGAUUUGAUAUUUUCUUUCAUGAUAUAGAUUCAAAUCUAUUAAAUAAGGGAUUCUUCCAUAAUUCUUUCCCUUUUUUUGGUUUUUGGUCUUAUCAAUUUUUCUGUUUUAAUCAUCUUUUAUUAAUUUUGGAAACUUAUGAUUGAUUCAUUUAUGCAAGCUAAGAAUUGUUGGAUGCGGUUGCGUUGAAGAGUGUUUGGUGCCUCUCAUAUUUACCUGCAUAAACUCUAUAUCCUAAAAAUUAUGUGUUCGAGUCUUAUGGUGUGCAAAUUUUGGCCAUGGUUUCACUCUUCAGCUCAACAGAAGCCAAAAAGAACAAUUCUUAGCUUGUGUGUCAGCGCACUAAAUAUACUUUGUGACAACUAUGAUACAAACUCUUCAAUUCUGAAUUUCUUCAGCAGUAUUCAAAAAAAAAAGUUCAAUGGCAGAAUGUGGGAAUUCUCAGUGGGUUUAUAUAUGAUCAGUGUUUGGCCUGACUCCUUACUCCUUGUUGCAAUUUAUGGUGUUGUGGAAUCAUCCUCUACUGCACUAUUUGGUCCAAUCCUUGGACGAUGGGUGGAUAGGCUGACAUAUGUAAAGGUUCUUCAACUAUGGUUGGUAACCCAGAAUCUCUCCUUCAUAAUUGCUGGAGGUGCAGUAGUGGCCUUACUGGUAUUUCCAAGCCUGAAGUUCACAAAUAUAGUUGCAUUCAUCGCCCUGGUGAUAUUGACAAACAUCUCUGGAGCUGUUGGUGUGCUUUCAACAUUAGCCGGUACCAUCCUGAUUGAAAGAGAAUGGUUGGUGGUAAUAUCUGAAGGCCAUCCUCCCAAUUUACUGACUGAUAUGAAUUCGGUUAUUAGACGAAUUGAUUUAACCUGCAAGUUAGUUGCACCAGUUAUAAGUGGCUUCAUUAUCAGCUUUGUAUCACUGAAGGCAUCGGCUUUGAUGUUAGCAUUGUGGACAACUAUAUCCGUAUGGGUUGAAUAUUGGCUUUUUAUGUCAGUGUACAACGGGAUCCCGGCUUUAGGCAUAAACAGCUGCCGAAGGAGGAUUUUGCAAGUUUCACCAAGUAAUCAUGUGGAAGACACCAUUUCGACUUCUCAGGAAAGAAAUAGUUUAGUAUCCAAUGAUGGAGAGAAUUCAGCAACUGCAGGCAAAAGCUUUGCAUUUAAAAUCAUUGAGUGGAUCUCUAAGGUUCCCUACAUUGAAGCAUGGAAAGUAUACUUGCAGCAAGAUGUCGUUUUACCAGGAGUUGCUUUAGCUUUGUUGUUUUUCACUGUCCUAAGUUUCGGGACAUUGAUGACAGCAGCCUUGGAAUGGCAAGGGAUACCUGCAUUUGUAAUCGGCAUAGCACGUGGAAUUAGUGCUUCAAUUGGAAUAGCUGCGACUAUUGUGUACCGUAUGCUUCAAUCUCAUAUUUCUACGCUCAGAACCGGACUAUGGUCAGUCUGGUCUCAGUGGAUAUGUCUGCUGGUAAGUGUGGCUUCCAUAUGGGUCAAAAAUAGCCAUAUAUCAGCAUAUAUGCUGAUGGCUGGAGUUGCUACAUCUCGGCUCGGUUUGUGGAUGUUCGACCUAUCCAUCAUCCAACAAAUGCAGGAUGCUGUUCCUGAAUCGGAUCGUUGCAUUGUGGGAGGAGUUCAAAACUCACUUCAAGCUACCUUUGAUUUGGUGGCUUAUGUCAUGGGAAUAGUAAUCUCUAAUCCACAGCAUUUCUGGAAGUUGAACUUGGUAUCCUUUUGGGCGGUGACAAUGGCUGCAUUUCUCUACACAUGGCAUCUAUACCGGAUUCGGAAGCACCUUUUUCACUUUGAGAAGCUGUCGUCCUUACUCAUUAGUUCUGCUCAGCCCUUGUAAGAUGAUAUGAAAUAAAAUGAUAUCCCAAGCAUUGCAUUGCAUGCAAAUUAACAUAUGUAUGAUGUUUGUAAUCUGAACACAGAAAUCUGUCCAUGUAUGAUUAUGGACUGGAGAAAACUUUUUAAUACAAUUUAAAAUUUUGUAAUUUUUAUUUUGAAACAACUACAUCUUAUUUGUUCAUGAAAAUUAAUAUUGAUUGACUUCUUUA
This is a messenger RNA of Gossypium raimondii (Peruvian cotton), 2065 nucleotides long. RefSeq names its product solute carrier family 40 member 2. The coding region runs from base 268 to 1857 and encodes 529 amino acids. The transcript is spliced from 8 exons. The record is from RefSeq and is a predicted model, not a curated record. NCBI's taxonomy places the organism in Eukaryota, Viridiplantae, Streptophyta, Magnoliopsida, Malvales, Malvaceae. Gene Ontology annotation, molecular function: iron ion transmembrane transporter activity. Gene Ontology annotation, biological process: iron ion transmembrane transport. Gene Ontology annotation, cellular component: membrane.